GUUAAGGCUUAUGGCAUAUGGUAACGCCUAUUGGAAAUACAGUUUUGUGAGUGUAAUAAACUUCUGAAUAUGAAAAAAUAAUUGAAAAUCUAGGCUCUAAAAGCUUAGAUUAAUAUAUUUUAAUCAUAAUAGGUUUUAGAUCUAAAAUCUAGUCUAGCUAGACUCUAGAUAUCUGGUAUUGACAGGAGGUUGAUUUUAUGAUUAUUUUUUUAAAGACGAUAAUGGAAGAGGCAUUUCCUUCUACGCAUGCGCAUUGAAUUAAAUUUACAUGGCUGGCCAUUUUUGAGGAUUACUCUUAUUCGAAUAGAAUGUUGACUUUGAAUAUGUUUCUGUUAGAUCUAAACGAUCUUAACAAAUAAUGAGAUGUGUGAAUCAUGAGAAUGAAUGCAAGGAGUCCGAUGCAGUCUUACUGGAGCAAUUCUCUUGCCAUUCGGCAAGAAAUUCAACGAUUUGAAAGCGUUCAUCCUAGCAUUUAUGCCAUUUAUGAUCUUAUUGAAGCUAUUCCCGAUCCCCUGAUUCAACAACAGAUUAGGGAACACGUAGUUUGUAUAGAAGAUUCCUUCGUCAAUAGUCAAGAAUGGACCUUGAGCCGAUCAGUACCAGAUUUGAAAUUGGGGAUUCUUGGAAGUGUUCAGAGUGGGAAAUCUGCUUUAGUGCAUCGUUAUUUGACUGGUUCAUACAUGCAGGAAGAAUCUCCCGAAGGUGGACGCUUUAAAAAGGAAGUGAUCAUUGAUGGCCAGAGCUAUCUCUUAUUAAUCAGAGAUGAAGGUGGAACUCCUGAAAUGCAGUUCACUCAUUGGGUGGAUGCAGUCAUCUUUGUGUUUAGCUUAGAAAAUGAGAUGAGUUUUCAAGCUGUCCACAGUCAUUAUGCUAAAAUGAGGCAGUAUAGGGACACUAAAGAGAUCCCUCUCAUACUUGUAGGAACUCAAGAUGCUAUAAGUGAAAGUAAUCCUCGCAUUAUUGAUGAUACAAGAGCAAGAAAGCUAGCCAAUGAUUUAAAGCGUUGCUCGUAUUAUGAAACAUGUGCAACUUAUGGUCUCAACGUUGAGCGGGUUUUUCAAGAUGCAUGUCAGCGAAUUGUACAAAUGAGGUAUCCCACUACUCCAUCAUCUGUGCCAGCUGCAGUACCCUCAACCCCAAAUCAUUCACAAAGAUCAUUUUACAUAUCACAGUCCAGCAGUAACAAGCCCAGCGACACACAUAGCAUUAGUAGCCACAGUACUAGCAGUUCUGGUACUUUGGUCACUACCCAUUCACAGCCUCCACCUCCACCCCCUAAAGAAAAAGACUUGCGAGACAGUAAGUCAGAGAAGGUAGACAAGAAAAAGGAAAAGCCUGUCCUCCAUCCUGUCCAGCAAAAUGUGUUCCCAGCAUCCAUGCAGCCCCCACAAAUUCCCAGCAUGCCUCCUCCACAGCUGGCACCCAUGUCACAGCUCUCUGACCAGCUAGACAUUCAGGCCCUACGUAGUCAGCUGCUGGAGGCAACACGUACACCACUUGCCAUGCGCAAAAAUUCCAAAAAAUUCUCCAUUAAAAAGUCCAAUUCUUUCAAUGAUAGACCAACAGAAGGAAAGGAUUUACCAACACCUAGCUCAACACCAACACAAAGCAGGAAAAAUAGAAGACGCUCUAACCUCUUUAAUCCUAAAUCUAAAGAAGAAGAGAAGAAGCAAGUGGGGGAUGGAGAAAAAGUUGGAAGUGGCAGAACAAUUCCUUUGAAACAGGGUUAUUUAUACAAGAAGAGCCAUGGACUGAACAAAGAAUGGAAAAAGAAAUAUGUGGCACUAUCUGAUGAUGGGCGUUUAGUUUAUCACUCAAAUUUACAUGACUAUAUGGAAGAUACCCAUGCUAAAGAAAUCCCACUGGUCAAGACUACUGUUAAAAUACCAGGGAUGAGGCCCCGUGGCUCUAGGGCUGUCUCAACUGGUAGUGCUGCUAAUGGGGACAUGAACAACUCGAUAGCAUUUGAUGUGUCUGGUGAUGGUCAGAUUGAUAAUUCAUUGGUGAUUCCUAAUUCUUCAAUUACUCCAGGCAUCCCUGACCAACCUAGAACAAGGCCUGAAAGGUCCCCAAUGCUGCCUAAACUAGGAAUCAACAGUUCUAGCAGGGACACUCCCAAUGUGAAGAAGAGACACCGUAGAGCUAAAAGUGGGGGGAUCAAAAAUUCCAAUCCUGGAGAUGGAGAAGAUUCUGAUGGCUAUGAGUUUGUCAUUGUGUCUUUAGAGAAUAAACAAUGGCAUUUUGAGGCACAGAGUGGGGAGGAGCGUGAUGGAUGGGUUGAUGCAAUAGAACAACAAAUUCUCUCUAGUCUUCAGGCCAAUGAUGCUGGCAAGAAUAAAAAACAAAAUAAUUCGGAUCCUGCAGGCAUUCAAGCUAUACGAUGUGCAAGGGGAAACAAUGCUUGUGCUGAUUGUUCAAUGCCAAGUCCUGAUUGGGCAAGUAUUAAUCUUGGUGCACUGAUAUGCAUUGAAUGCUCAGGGAUUCAUCGUAAUUUAGGAACACACAUAUCUCGGGUUCGAUCAUUGGAUCUUGAUGAGUGGCCGAAUGAUAUAGUUAAGGUGAUGGUCUCGAUAGGGAACAGUACUGCCAACAGUGUGUGGGAGGCCAAUACAAAAGGCAGACCCAGACCUACUCAGUCUUCACAGAGAGAUGAGAAAGAAAGGUGGAUUAGGGCAAAGUAUGAAGCUAAAGAAUUCUUACCUCCCUUACCCUAUAUAGACAUACCAGUAAAUCAGCAACUCAUUGAUGCACUGGUGCGGGAAGACAUUAGAAAUAUUAUAGUCAUCCUCGGGCAUGCAGAACCUGAAGACAUCAAUGCACCCUAUAGUAAAGAUGAUGGUAGGACGGCCCUUCAUAUUGCAGCAGCACUGGGGAAUGUCGUCUUUGUUCAGCUUUUACUUUGGUACAAUGCGAAUGUGAAAGUAGUGGACCAUGAGGGGAGAAAUGCAUUGUGGUAUGCUAGGAGUUCAGGGUCAUCUGAGUGUACAGAACUGCUUACAACCAAUGGCUGCCCUGAACAUCCCACUUUGCCGCGGCGACGAGGCAGCGUGCAGCAAGGGAAGAAUGAUGUGUUUGACAAGUUGCCAGCCAGUGUUAUUUAGGUUCUGUAUAUUGUGGGUGUGUGUGUGUGUGGGAAGUAGUAGUGUGUCUGUGGUGCAUUAGGCUGAAUGGAAUGGGCUGGUAACUGUAAUUUAUAUUUGUGUAUUUUGAUCACACUUGUGUUUUUUAAAGUAAGACUAGUUUCAUUUUACCUGCAUUUCUGCUUAACACACAUUUCAAUUAUGGUGCUCAAUCAUAUCAUGUAUAGCCAUUGUGUUACCAGUAAGGGACAUGUAGACUACUGGAGUAUUGUUUGUUUAUUUCAUUUUGAAAGUAUUGUUAAUCUUUAUCUGUGUCACAGAGUGAGAUCCGUUAUAUAGCCCUGUUUUGUUAGCACAAGGUGCUAUUUUAUCAGUUUGAUAGCGUUUCUAGUCACUGUGUGUUCAUAGAAGAUGAACGUAUAGAAAAUAAAACUGAACCUAGUUUUGUACAACUGAGAACAAAAGUGUUUUAGUAUGUGUAUUAACAUAGCUGUUGUAGAUGUUUUGGUGUAAGCUUAUGUUGAUUACAUAUGAAUUUUUUUUUUAACUGGCAAUCACAAUACUGCCAAGAGAAUAUUGUUUUAGUGCAAUUUUAGUUGGUGAGACACACACCCUCUUCCCCCACCAGUCUAUGUAUUUUAUCUAUGUAUUUCUUGUGUUGGUGCAAAAAAAAAGAACCACAGCCGAUAUUCGCAGUAGGGAGAUUAGAUGUCACAGUGUCCUUCAUGAAAACCACCAGGUGUUUUAAGUCCCAAUUUUAAUGAGAUUUGUAGAGUCUGAAUUAGUUGAGUUACAAGACUGUGGGUAAAGUAUAUUUUUGUGAGCAUUUAGUAUCAUUGUUGGUGUAUACUUUUUAUAAAUACUUCAAAAACAUUUUUUUUUUGUAGGAAUAGAAAUUAAGUAAGCAUUAGUUUGAAAGGUUUUUAUUGGUUUCAAGAACCUAUAUCCUGAUUGUUCAGACUAUUAUGUGUUCAGACAUGAGAGCUGCCUAUUGUACCUUGAUAUUUGGGGGAUCAGAAUUUCCUUCAACAAAGUAUGAGUGAGAGACAUUGUCUAGUUAGUUCUUAGAAAUCAGUAGCAUCACAAGUUCAACAAGGUGACAUUGUUCUAGCCUUGGUCAGAAUAUUUUUUUUUUUGGUGGAUAGAAAGCACUUGAUUAUGCUGAAAUUGUAUCUUUUACUUGAUAUGAAAAUGAUGGUAUAUGGUCAUUUCAUAAUUUUUGAAGUACUUACUGUAAGUGGUUUGAGAAGUACUUUUUUUGAAGUACUUACUGUUAGUGGUUUGAGAAUUAGGGCUAGAGACUUAAUUAUUGUUAGGCUUGUUUGGUGCUAGGGAUUCAAUUAGGUUUGGAAUUAUUUUUGGUUAUACUAUUAUUAUUUUUUGUUUACUAGUGUCAGAUUAACAUUGUAAGGUACUGAAUUAACAUUAAAGUUAGUAUUGGCAUUAUUGUUAGGUACUUGUUUUAUCUCUCUUAGUGUUACUUUAAAAAUGAAUAUGUUCAUGAUGAUUUAGUAAUGUACAAUUCAUGUAUUUUGUCUGUUCUAUUUCAUCCUACAUUGCUGCUAGCUUGUUGUUUCCACCGCUUAAUUAAAUCAAGCAGACAUGAUAGGAUUUGAGUUCAACUAUUAAGUGAUACAAUCUGUUUCCCCAGCACACAGAUGUGGUCAGGUUUCUAGUGCUGUGGCACCUGAUCCUAAGGCAGCCAGUUGAAAACACCUAUCAAUCACAUGCAAUUUUUCAAACAAAUCUUCUGUUUUAUUCUGUAAAAAUCUGUUUAUUUGACAUUUAUUUUUACUUUUCAUGCCUGCAAGUUAAAUGUGACAUUCUGAUAUUGUGCUGCAUCUUAUUAUGAUCUAUAUUUCCAAGAACAUUAAGUUAUUUCAAUUAUUUAUUCACUUUGCUAUUAAAUAUAAACACCUGUGUAUUAUCAACACCACACCCUUGUACACACAAAUAUUGAUGAAUUCAAGCAUUGACUAGUUACCAGUAUUGCCACUCUGUGUGUGAUUGUACUUUGUCACCUUUGUUUUCCCCUAUAUAAACAUUGAUUGAAGAGAACUGAGAUUUAGAGCACCAUUGUUUACAUUGUGUUAGUGACAAGAUGAUUGGAUGCUGUUACAGUGAUAUGGCAUUUCUGGUGUUGUUCCAUCCAGACGUAGUAACUUACUUUUUCAUAGAACACAUACACCUAAUGUCCCUUGAGAGCAUUAGCACUAUACACAUCUUGAGUUCUGAAGAUGUGUUUGUUUAUUCAUUAUUUUUGUUCAGUUGAAUGUCACAGUUGUAGAGCUCAAACUUAAAUGUAGCUACUUUUGUUGCCUGAUGACUGGCUUACUCUUGAAGUGAUAAACAGUUAACAGUGAUGAAGGCUUGCCAAUGAUAUUUAUUAAAUACAUUAAGAAAAAAAUAUGGCCAAAUUAAUGCUUGAACUCUUCCACAAUUAUUUGGCUAUUAGUUAAGACCUUGAUGGCUAAAAACAAUUUAUUCCUUCUUGUGUGACAGGAUGUAGCACUUUCUAAUAAAUAUAGCUUGCCUCAGCACUGCAAAGUUUCAAUUAGCACAGUGUUAGUGUACAUUUGAGCGUGUAGGUGAGUUUGUUCCCCCCUACUCCCUAUCCCAUAUUGCAUGUGUGAGAGACUGAUCAAACCUCACACACAUCAUUUCUCAGAGGGCAGUGCAAUAUAUCUCUUGUAAAGGCCAGACUGUACAUGUGUCCAUAUACUGUAUAUAGUUUUGAUUGGAAUGUCUCCACAGAACUGAAGACAUGAUUUGUGUGUUCAGUGUAGAUAUGUGACUUCAAAUAAAAAUAUAAAAGAGUUUCAAUGACACCAUUCAUCAAGCACUUGUGUGUUCUUAUUAUUUUACUAACCAAUUACUAACUCACUGUGUAUACUUCACUAGAUAGGAUUCACUCACUUAUGCUGAGACCUUUCGUAACAGAAGGCCUGAAACUGACUUGCAACAUCACAACCUGUGGGCAGUUUAGACCAAUAGCUUGUUGCCAUGUCACAGGUGUGUAUUGCUAUUGGUGUAAACUGCUAACAGAUUGUGAUGUUGCAGGUCAGUGUUCAGGCCUUCUAUAACAAUUGGUCUCACUCAUGGCACACUCACUAGAAAUAAAAAAUAAAAUCCCUAUUUAAUAAGAAUCAAAAACUGUAAUUUUUUUUUUUUAUCUUAAUAAUGUUGAAAAAUUCAUUAGGAUCAGUGUCAUGCAAUUUUAUUUGUAUUUGUUUUUUUUUUAUAAUGCUAAAUAAAUCUUUUUUUUUAAAAAGUCCAAGAUGUUCAUACAAUAUUAAAAUUAGAUAUUUUAAAGUUAAACAUAUCAUGCUAGUCUUUUGAUCAACGCUGAAUGUUGAAGAGCUCUUAGCAACUAAUGUGAAUGUGAAGUAUUUCUGUAGUUUGAUACAUGUCAAGGUCUCGCUUAAUUUGUGUAGUUGUAUGGAUUACUUUUAGCCUGACAGCAACUGGGAAUAUAAAUCUUAAAUAUUCUUUGUACAUCCAAUUGUUUUGUUUCUUGUGUCUACUCUUGUGAUGCUCAAUGUGGUAUUAAGAUAAUUGUGUGAGUGAGAAGGGCUUCCAGAGAUAGUAGUUCAGCCCCACAGAACUCUUCACUGACUUACUUUGGGAAGCUCUUUGUAUUUUAGGACUGGCAGUGGUAAAUAAAAGACAAGUUUCUAUUCUGAUUUCUAUGAUAAUACUAAAUUAAAAAACAUUUGAUGAUCAAUUCUAAAUUUUAGAUGCCAAACGCAAAAAAGCUAAACUUGAAUAAUUGUUAAAUAGUUAUUGUGUUUGAUUUAAUUUAGGAUUUCUAUUUCGCUCGGAAAGAUGUUGUGAUAUUUGUGUUUGCUGCUGUCCAAAUAAAAUUAAUGAGAUUAUACAAAUUA
Messenger RNA from Biomphalaria glabrata, 6964 nucleotides. RefSeq names its product arf-GAP with GTPase, ANK repeat and PH domain-containing protein 1-like. NCBI's taxonomy places the organism in Eukaryota, Metazoa, Mollusca, Gastropoda, Planorbidae. Gene Ontology annotation, molecular function: GTPase activity; GTP binding; protein binding. The transcript has 23 exons. The record is from RefSeq and is a predicted model, not a curated record. Gene Ontology annotation, cellular component: nucleus. The coding region runs from base 375 to 3101 and encodes 908 amino acids.